AUGCAAAAUGUAGUAAAAUGCUUGUAUCCAAAGGUAUGGCGCAUUCCAGAAGAUUAUAUAUCUCGUUCAAUUUUGAAAAGUGAGUUCUACCAAGAAAAGCAUUGCAAGAUUCACGCUUUAAAGGUGAUUUCAGGGUCGAGCUUGCUACACUUUUCACCAUUUGAUUCUGCUCUGGCUCUAAACUUGUUGUUGGAAAAGAAACCGCAGGAAAAUUCAAAUAUAAACUUUAAGCUUCACCCCUUGUACAAGGGAGCUAUAAACAGGUUGAUCAAUAGCAUCAUAAACUACCGUUUUGAGUUGCUUCCAUACUUUUUCAAAAAGUUCUCAGAAUUACACGAAGUAAAUGCUUUGAGGGCCCUUGUCACGGUUAUUAUACACAGAGACGUUAUAAGUCGGUUCAAUACCAAUACCCUCAUUGAUCUGUCUUAUUUGACUGCUCAUCAUAUUCCUAGGGACUGCUACAUUUUUGACGACUUUGACAGAAUCAGUGAGAAUUUUAUUCUGUAUAACAAAUUCUAUAAGCUUUUACUUGCAUCAUUAUUUGCUAGAGGGGAAAUCCUCUUGAAUAAGGUGUUGAUUUACAAGCUUCUUUAUUCUUUGGCAAAAGUACCCUUUAAGCUUGAACAAAGUAAAGAGCUAUCACUAUAUCUGAAACAUAAAGUGAUAAAGGAAUUAGAGUCUGAUUCCUGGGAAGCCCAGCAUUUAGUAGGUAUUUAUUGGUCCCUUGGUACCCUGGGUAUUUUGGACAGUGAACUUUUGUCGAGUAUUUAUUCCAGUAUAGGUCCUAUUGUUGAUUAUAUUGACACAAAGCAUCUACAGUUAGCCUUAUCGAUUUCUUCAAAGUUGGACGAUAAAUUAUCCAAAAAAUUUACAGAGCUAAUAAAGGAUAAACUGCAGACAUAUUCAAAGUUGGGAGUAAAAUGGAAGCAGAGAAAGUGA
Molecule: messenger RNA, 939 nt
Organism: Theileria equi strain WA
Lineage: Eukaryota; Apicomplexa; Aconoidasida; Piroplasmida; Theileriidae
Exons: 1
Coding region: 1-939 (312 amino acids)
Source: RefSeq, a predicted model, not a curated record